This is a messenger RNA of Scutellospora calospora, 392 nucleotides long. Lineage: Eukaryota; Fungi; Glomeromycota; Glomeromycetes; Diversisporales; Gigasporaceae. The record is from the annotation of a GenBank genome assembly.
CAAAGAGAGAAUAGCUAAAGAGAAUAUGUUAAAUUUAGAAAAUAAAGAGAAUAUGUCAGAUUUAGAAAGUGAAGAGAAUAUGUUUAAUUUAGAAAGCAAAGAUGAAGAAGAUAUAGGACCUGCAUAUUUAUUAGUUAAAAAUCAGAUCUUUAAAUCUUUGAAAACUACUAAUAAUGAAUCAUCAUUAUUAGUUAUAAGGAACAAUGCUGAAAGUUUAAUUAGAAUAGAUCAAAAAGAUUAUAAUAAUUAUGAAGGUAAAUUUUCAGUAACAAGUCAGAAUGCUGAAAAUGCUAAAAGUUUAAUUAGAAUAGCAGGCUAUAAUUCUUGUAUAUGCAAUUCAGAUAGAUUAAACAAUUGUGAAAAUAUUGAUACUGAGAGUUUAAUAAGAACAA